ACGAUUGGAAUGAUGCUAGCAGCGCGAUCAUUUGUUUUUCGACGAAACAUUUAAUUCUGUUGGCUGUUUUCCCGCGCUUCUCUUGACGUUUGGUGAAUUCUUAUUUAUCAGAUCCCCGCAAGACACGCUGAUCUUGGAUAUAUUUUUCGGAGAGUAUUAGCACGCAACGUUCGCACGUCGAAUGUUACUUCAUCCGUCGCCGGCGGACCUUUCAUGUCUUCAGUGGAAUCACUCUGUUAAAUUCGCCAGUCCGUUCAGAUUGCAACUUAAAAGAAUUGAUCAGCAAUGGAUAAUGAUCAAGGAAAGUUGCUUUGUACCCCACGGCGUGCCCAGAAGUGUCUCUUUGCGUCAUCCAAAGACAGAUCUGGCAAGAGCAGUGAUUCCCAGCAAGGUGUAUCAGAGUGUACCAAAGAUGACGACAGAUCGUCAGGAGACGAGUCAGAUUUGGGGCCUAUGUCACCUCUGGCUCUCACCGAUCGUAGUUCAAAUAGCAGUGACCUCAGCAGUUCCCCUGGCAGAGAAUUUAUCUCUCCGUUUGCGUCGCCCGAGAGAUCGACGUCAUCGCCGAUUAUCCACAACGUGUCUGUUCCAUCUGCGUCCUGGGACCGUUUGCGAUUCAACACAGAGGAGCGAAUGUCUCCUUUCAAGUCUCUUAGAAAGGUGACAAGAGCUGCCAGAUACUCGCCGAGGUGUACUACGUCUAGACGUUCACCGAGAUCAUUGCCAUCCACGCCAGUUAGGCAGGCGGAAUCUGCACCUUUGACGCCACAGCGCUCGAAGACGAACGGAGAGAUCGUGCCGGAGACGCCACAACGUAGCUUUGCCACAGAGAUACAGAAUCAGAGUAUUACGGAGACGCCGCGGAAGGGAACCAGGACGACUCCCGAAAGCAGGAGACAAACGACGCCGCUGAGAUCCAUUAGCAAAAUUGUCCCAUUGCCGAGACUGCACAGGCGAAAAUCUUUCAGCGCGUCCGAGACCAGUGGAAGUUACUCGCCUGAGCAGAAGGAGAACACAUUAAAGAGGCAUGCACGUGAUCAGUCGGCGGCGAAGCCACCGAAGAUGUUCAAGGCGGAUGACGGUUUUGUGCCUCGAGCGAGGACGUCGUUGUUCCAGGAAAGGCAGAACGAAUUAUCUCGCAGUGACAAUGGCAACCUAAGGAACUUCUUCGUGAGCACGAAGAUGUUCUACAGCGGCAAUGCGAGGUCUGAGCGAGCUUUCUGCAACUUCAGCGGGAACGGCGACGUCAAGAGAAGACAAAGUCUACCCGCGCAGAGCGCGAGUAGACGUUUAUCGAUGAAGAAACGGAAAUUCGAUAAGCUAAACGCCAGCGUGUGCCACGGGAUCAAGAAACCGAAGCCCAAGACUAGGGAAGCAUCGAAGAAGGAGGGAUCGACGCAGAGUCAAACGCUUGCUUCAAACGAGAGUCUACUGAUCGAGGAGGCUCAGCCGAUGGAGACAAACGCGAUCGCACCGAAGAGAAGGCCGUCCACGCCAGAGAUUGACGAGAAUAAACGCUUCUUCAAGACUAAAAAGACAGCCAGACUGAAUGACGCUACGGUGACAGUGAAUAACAAGAUCAAGCUGAAGAUCGCGGACGGGAAAAGAGUAGGGUUGAAGGAGAAUCAAAAGCGCACUUCGUCCGCGAGUGCGCGCACACAGAAAUUGAAGGCCGUGGACGUACCAUUGGAUGCCACCGACCUGACCGUCGACGAGCCGGAGGUCGAGGUAGUUACGCUGCAGCAGGACAAGGUCGAUGAUCUUCUGAAGAUUCUCGAGGACGACUGGGCGAACGACGACUACGACUCGUUGGCGCCGUUGGCGCAUAUAGCGAAUGCAUUCUCUCCCCCAUUAAAAACAGCGACACUGUCGAAGGAUGCGAUUAUGUCUCCAGCUACCGAGCUCAGCAACAUGACAUCGACGAUGAAUAUUAAGGAUGUAACUGCUUUGAAGAGUUUUGGUGAUCUCUCCCUCGACAACACGAACAACAAUAACGAUACCGAAGAGGAAACCAAUGAAGAGAAUACCGAAAAGAAGAAAUACUAUCCGUUAUUCACCAAAGGAUAUUCUGUACCUGAUAAUAUUUUUGAAGAAACAAGUAACGCUAAUACCACGAAAACAGCAAAAAGAAAUAUGCAGUGGCAGCUAUCUGCGAAAGGUGGUGGUGCGGAAGAUCAAUGUCAACUGGACGUCGGUCAGAAACGUUUUGGCGCCACUCAAUGUCCAGAGUGCAGCGUUGUCUAUCAACUGGGUGAUCCCGAGGAUGAAAAUGCUCACUUGAAUUAUCACAACAGCAUACGGACUCUAAAAUUUCAGGGAUGGAAAAACGAGCGUGUUAUACUGGAGGAUCCUUUUACUUCAAGUAGAAUAAUCUUGGUUGAGCCACAUGAUCCUAAGCAACACUGGAAGAAAGUACUGGAGAUAUUAGCCGUUGUAGAUAGAGAUUUGGGACUGGCGGAGAUGGAUAGUUCAGAUUAUGAGAGCAAACAAAUCUAUUUGUAUGUACGUGAAAAAAGUGUUAUCGGAGUAUUGGUGGCAGAAUAUAUUGAGAAAGCGUUCCGCAUGAUUCCCGAAUUAAUUGAGCUCAAUUGCUGCACUGCCGAGAGUACACCUACGAAAUGCGGCAUAAACGUUGUAUGGACCGCAAUGAGUCAUCGCAAACAGGGUAUAGCUACUAAACUCGUUGACAUUUUAAGAGCAAAGUUCUUUUACGGUUACGUCAUGUCGUUGGAUGACAUAGCGUUCUCAAUGCCUACUCCAGGUGGUAAAAUCUUUGCUGAGAAAUACACGAAAACGAAGAACUUUAAGGUUUACAAUUAAAUCUGCUAUAUUUAAGUUCCAA
This is a messenger RNA of Monomorium pharaonis (pharaoh ant), 2842 nucleotides long. RefSeq names its product N-acetyltransferase ESCO1. Bases 286 to 2820 code for a protein of 844 amino acids. Lineage: Eukaryota; Metazoa; Arthropoda; Insecta; Hymenoptera; Formicidae. Gene Ontology annotation, biological process: mitotic sister chromatid cohesion. Gene Ontology annotation, cellular component: nucleus; chromatin. The transcript has 6 exons. The record is from RefSeq and is a predicted model, not a curated record. Gene Ontology annotation, molecular function: protein-lysine-acetyltransferase activity.